Messenger RNA from Nelumbo nucifera (sacred lotus), 1874 nucleotides. RefSeq names its product lysM domain receptor-like kinase 3. NCBI's taxonomy places the organism in Eukaryota, Viridiplantae, Streptophyta, Magnoliopsida, Proteales, Nelumbonaceae. The record is from RefSeq and is a predicted model, not a curated record. Gene Ontology annotation, biological process: protein phosphorylation. Gene Ontology annotation, molecular function: protein kinase activity; ATP binding.
AUAAAUUUUCCAUGAUCCCCACAUAAAUUUGAAAAAAGAACAUGAGAUUCUUGGUCAUAGAAACCAAAAUAACUUUUUGGUCAUAGAAACCAAAAUUCGAUAUUUUCCACGUGGCAAGGAAACAAAUAAAAGAGAGAAAUUCUCUUUUCCAUCCAUUCUCCCCCGAUGAGCCUAAUUUUUCUACCAUACGCCGCCCCAACCUGCGCAUUCUAGCAAACCGAGUCACUACUUUUCCGCCAUUUUUCCUGCUUCGCCGCGCCUCUCCGCUCAGAAAAUCCAUUUGUUAUCUCGUCCCCUUAAAUCUAUCCAGCAAGAAUUUACUGCUCUCUGUCUCUAUUCUUGACCUCGAAUCUAUCCAGAAGGAAUCUCUCUCUCUCUCUCUGUUCUGAGCGUGUCCGCAUGUGCAGAUCGAAAAUGGACAUCAAUGCAGCAGAACCAAGCACAACAACGCCACGAACCCCUCGACGACACUCUCGAACUGCGAAAUCUUCAUUCACAAAUUCCUCAAGCACCGAUCCCACGAGCGUCAAUCACACGGCCGGCUCCAGCAACAAAUACACAUCCACCACUUCCGCUUCCAGCAAAACCUCCCUUUCUAGCUUCCGAGAUGCCUUGCCGGAGAACCCUCACUUGUACGAUUUCACCGAAAUUUGCUCCGCCACCAACAACUUCCUAGCCAAGCGCUUCUCCUCCUCCGCCGCCUGGCGAUGCACCAUCCGCGGUAAAGACGUCAUCGUCUUCCAGCAUAAGUUCCGUCGCCCGGUCGAACCAUGGCAGCUCCGCCAGCGGCUCGCCACGAUUUGCAGGGGACACCACGUCAGCAUCAUCAAGCUCCGUGGUGCUUCCAUCUCCGGCGAGCACAUCUACCUCGUCUACGACUUUGUGAAUGGUGCGAACCUCGCCGAGUGCCUCCGAAACCCUAAAACCCCAAAUUAUACCGUCCUAUCGACCUGGCUCUCGCGAAUGCAAAUCGCCACGGAUGUAGCCCAGGGCCUCGACUACAUUCACAAUUAUACCGGACUAAACACGAACUUUGUCCACAAUCACAUCAAGAGCAGCAGCGUCAUCGUCACGGAGCCCUCAUUCCACGCCAAAAUCUGCCAUUUCGGGACCGCUGAGCUCUGCGGGGAAGUCCCCGAUGAGGAAGGCGGGCAAGAAGAGGAAGAAGAGGAGCAGAGCGGGGAGAUUACAGAAGAGAAGCAGAGAUCAUCAAAAAUCAAGAGAACAACAGACAACCGGGUGAUAAAAUUCGAAGGGGCGAGGGGGUACAUGUCGCCGGAGUUCCAAUCGACGGGGAUCCCGACACAAAAAUCGGACGUAUUCGCAUUCGGAGUCUUGCUGCUGGAGCUCCUAUCAGGAGAAGAGCCCUUGAAGUUCAAAUUCGACAAGGAGAAGGGCGACUACAGGAGAAUCUCGGUGAUCGAGACGGCGAGGGAAGCGGUGAAGGUGGAGACGGAAUCUAGAAGCGGAGAUGGAGAUGGAGAUGGAGGAAGAAUACGGAGAUGGAUUGAUAGAAGAUUGAAGGACUCGUACCCGAUGGACGUGGCAGAGAAGAUGACACGUAUGGCGGUGGAAUGCGUACACGUGGAACCCGACAAACGGCCCGAUUUGAGACGGGUGGCGGGCAAGAUUUCGAGGCUAUAUUUGGAAUCCCAGAAGUGGUCAGAAAAGCUGAGAGUUCCGACCGAUUUCAGUGUCUCAUGGGGUCCUCGAUAGAAAUGAGAAAUCUGAAAUCUUCUGCAUUUCUUCUUUCUUUUUUUUUUCAAAUUUUCUUUUUUUUCCGGCACGGUUCGGUGAUCGGAGUGCGGAGGAGGAUUGUCGAAUACUGUAUAUUGAUUCUGAGAUUGAAUUGAAUUACAUAUUUUAAUUUGUUA